Messenger RNA from Cajanus cajan (pigeon pea), 820 nucleotides. Its product is annotated as monothiol glutaredoxin-S12, chloroplastic. Lineage: Eukaryota; Viridiplantae; Streptophyta; Magnoliopsida; Fabales; Fabaceae. Gene Ontology annotation, biological process: cellular response to oxidative stress. The record is from RefSeq and is a predicted model, not a curated record. Gene Ontology annotation, cellular component: cytoplasm. Gene Ontology annotation, molecular function: glutathione disulfide oxidoreductase activity.
GGCUAUGAUUUGGGUAAUUAAUAACUCAAGAGGUGAGUCUUGUAGAGUUGAAUUGAAGAGCAAAUGAAUAUGGCAUCGUUAUCGGCAUUGGGCAGCGCUGUCGCUAUUCCUCUCUCACACUCGAACCCUUCUCCAAACACCAAACUCUUGUUCACUCAUUCUCUUCCCAUUUCCCGCACCAUCAUCGCCUCUCCAACGCCCAUGCGUGCACCCACCUUCGUUCGAGCCGCUUCCUCCUCUCCCUCCUUCGGCUCUCGCCUCGAAGACACCAUCAAGAAGACCGUUUCCGACAACCCUGUUGUCGUUUAUUCCAAAACCUGGUGCUCCUACUCUUCUGAGGUCAAAUCCCUCUUCAAGAAGCUCAACGUCGACCCACUCAUCUUCGAAUUGGACGAAAUGGGUCCUCAAGGGCCACAGUUGCAGAAGGUAUUGGAAAGGAUCACAGGGCAAUACACUGUGCCAAAUGUAUUUAUUGGUGGCAAACACAUUGGCGGUUGUUCAGAUACACUGAAGCUCUACCGGAAAGGAGAACUUGAACCUUUGCUAUCAGAAGCUAAUGCUAAAAAAACAGAGGGCUAAGCUAUUAAAUGUCAUCCCGAAGGGAAUUUAAUCCUUUACCAAUUUGUUACUUUGUAUGUCUAUGCAGUUCUCUCAAUGUUAGUCACAAAUGUUGGUUGAAAGAAAUCAAAGCGCACUGAUAACUUGAACAUUGCCGUGUAGUUAGGUUCUUAUAGUAUAAAUCUGCAGUUGAAUGGUUUACAAAGCUAAAAGUUGCAACUUGGGAAUACUUUUAAUGGAUAUAUUUAUAUUUUCUUAUUAA